Molecule: messenger RNA, 8165 nt
Organism: Folsomia candida
Lineage: Eukaryota; Metazoa; Arthropoda; Collembola; Entomobryomorpha; Isotomidae
Gene: Rab3-GEF
Product: MAP kinase-activating death domain protein
Exons: 37
Coding region: 713-6634 (1973 amino acids)
Biological process (GO): regulation of apoptotic process; regulation of Rab protein signal transduction
Cellular component (GO): cytosol
Molecular function (GO): guanyl-nucleotide exchange factor activity
Source: RefSeq, a predicted model, not a curated record
GUAAGUAACAGGCAGCAUGGAAUCGUGGUCUCUGACUUGAUAUUUGGUCUGCACGGAAUAAAAUAGCUUGGGUUUGUCUACGAACAGCGACUUUCCCCAUCACCAUCAUCAUCAUUUCCCCAACCAGACCUUAACCAGGCUCCAGCAUAGGAAGAAGAAGAGAAAGAAUGGGCCAUGCAAGGAUCUUCCUCCUCACCCAAGCAAAUAGGUAGCAGCCACAGAUUCAGUGUGGCCCCAUACACCAGCACUUUUGCCAUCACGAAAUAACGUGGACUCGUGUACACUGCUAUUAGGCACGGACGGACGGAGGGAGAAAGCUCACAAGAACAGACACACUGCUCUGCUGGGUUUUGGGCUGGGCUGGCAGGGUUGGACUCUCACUCGCUCGCUUUCUCUCUUCUUCCGCACUCACCACUCGUCCACUUUCUCCCUCUCUGGCAGUUUGGAUUUGGGCUCCAUCCAGCCACCACCACUCACAAACUACCAGCAGUAUCAGACGAUCAACGAAUCUGAUACCAAACAAACAAGCCAUCCAUGGCUGUGCUGCAGCAGUUUCUAUCACGAAAAGUAACCAAACCAAGUCAAUUUCACAACACUUGGACGAGGAGGAAGCUGCUGCCGUGUGCGUCAUUUCAUCACCACUUGCUGGUUCUUCUUCCAUGUGGGGAAGCGGAGAGAUGCACGAGAAGGAUGACACUGCGAGGCGCAAACAAUGAGUGAAAAGUUUCUGUGUCCACGAUUAGCGGACUACUUGGUGAUUGUGGGGAGCCGGAGUCCACAUCACUCAGCAAUCCAACCUCCAGAACUACUCCGACGAUACCCACUAGACGAUCACAAGGAUUUCCCUCUGCCAAUUGAUGUGGUCUUCUUUUGUCAACCUGAAGGCUGUGUUUCUGCCGGACCUAAACGACCUGCUCUGCGUGAUGCUGUCUCCUUCGUCUUCACGUUGACAGAUAAAGAUUCAGGGAAAACGAGAUAUGGGGUUUGCCUCAAUUUCUACCGUCGAACGGAACGCACAUCUCCUCCAGGAACGAGCAGGCGGAAGGACUCUGAAGGAAAUCCAACAAUCAGAAGGCAGUCGUGGAGAAAGUCUUUGGAGAAAAGCUCAGACUCUGCCUUCUCCAGUGAUCACCGAAGCGGAGUUGCUCCCAGCGAUUCGGAACGUGAAGGUCCAAGUCGGAGAGAUUCCGAUGCCACCACCACGAGCAGCACCACCACGACCACUCAAUUUCACCCCACCAACCCCUUUCUCACGGAGCCAGUCACACCCUCGCCUCGCCUGGGGGUGCCCUACGAGUCGGAGAGUGGAGGCUCCAAAUCGCCCUCGCCUGCGCCGCCGAGGACGGCGACGAGGAGGAAGCAGCGGAGUAAAAACCACACCUUGACAUCCCUCUGCCUCCUCUCCCAUCAUCCCUUCUUCUCCUCGUUUCGACAGUGCCUCACACUUCUGAAAAAAUUAAUCGAUGCAUGCAACGACAAUACUGCACCUCAGAGGGUCGGAGCCUCCAAGCAAACGACACGGGACAGUUUAUGGAGCGUUCUGACGGGGAGAAACACAGAUCUCGGCUCCUCCAUCGUGGCUCAUGACGUACGAGAGAUAGAAACAUGGAUCCUCCGCCUUCUGAGCUGUCCCGUUCCUGUCCCUGGUAGUACAAGAGUUGAGUUGGAAGUCUUGCCACCUGAACUACAUCCACCUUUAGUGUUCGCCUUGCCUGACAAAACUCGUUUCAGUUUAACAGACUUUCCAUUACACCUGCCGUUAGAACUUCUUGGGGUGGACUCUUGUCUCCAAGUCCUGACGCUCAUUUUCCUCGAAUGCAAAGUUGUGAUACAAUCCCGGGACUACAGCGCCCUUUCCAUGUCCGUGCUCGCCCUAGUCACGAUGCUCUACCCGUGCGAGUACAUGUUCCCUGUAAUUCCCCUCCUCCCGACCUGUAUGAGUUGUGCCGAACAACUCCUGCUGGCACCGACGCCCUUCAUUAUCGGCAUCCCGGCUAGCUUCUUGCCUUACAAAAAACAUUUCCGACUUCCAGAAGAUAUUUGGCUCGUCGACCUGGACGCCAAUAAAAUAUCCGGUCCCAAAAGCGUAGAGCGAGAUAGCUGUGAUUUCAUCCCUGCUCUUCCUGAACCUGAAUGUUCCGUUCUGAGAAAUCACCUCAAGCAGGCCAUGGGGCGCAUGGAUUUGCAGGUCAGUUUUUCAUCGCCUUCGACCACGCAGGAAUUUGGUGUUAAGGACAGUGCCCUGACAAGUAUGGCAUCUGCACCAUUUCCAGAACUCACGUCUCACCCAUCAAGUGACACUGAUAUUGACCGUAGCACUCAAGGGCACCCACAAAAGGCCACCCACACGGCCGCAUCCAAUAUCACUAGUACCUCUUCUUCUUCGGUAAUGGUUCCUUCUCCCUCAAAGGCAAAGCAGCAAGCAGCACAAAAAGAGCCCUUGCCACCCCUUCCUCUUCACCAAGGAGGAGGAGGACCGCAACCCCCUUUGAAGAGUCCUUCAAAAAAAUCAUCUCCUGGCGGCUCAAGUACCACACCCACAAAUGUCAACGUGCCUCCUCAUCCUCAUACAAGUGGUCAACAACAACAUCAACAGCAACCACGCCCCUCAAAUGCAUCCACAUUCAACCCACUUAUUUAUGGGAAUGAUGUCGACUCUGUGGAUGUCGCCACGCGAAUCGCAAUGGUCCGAUUCUUUAACUCUGCCAACAUACUGGCCAAUUUUAACGAGCACACGAGAACACUGAGGCUGUACCCGAGACCCGUUGUGGCAUUCCAGAUUACCAGUUUCCUUCGAUCUCGUUCACACAAUCCUUCCCAAUUUCUAUGCAGAUUUGCUCGAACUCAGGCUGUCGAGUACUUGGCAGAAUGGAGUCUGGCUCCAACAAAUUUGGCAUUCCUACGUGUGCAAACGGGUGUUUACGACCCGACAAUUAUCGGGGACAAAGCCAAAUGGUUUGCUCACACCCUUCAACCCAUCACGUUCAAUAUUCAUGUCGAUGUACCAGGAUUGUGUUCAGUGCUAUCAGGCGCACAUCAAGUUUCUGCAGUUCCCACAGAUGAAAGUGGAUCUGACUCAGAAGGGGCUGCCGAUUCCGGGGAUAGCACCUCAAGUUAUUCCUCUCUUUCUGAUUUCGUCUCUGAACUCGCAUCCUCAGAUCUUUCAGCUUCUCGAGGGAUUGCUAUUGCUGCACGAAGGAAAUCACAUCAAAAACACCAGCCAACUACAGCAGAAGAAGAGUACGAGGUGGAAGAAGAUUAUCCGUCGCAACCACAAAGACAUGAAGUAUUUAGCAGAAAUAUUACCCAGCUUUGCAGUAGCUUGGACUUGUCCACCGUAUACAAUCCACCAUCGUCCCUUCUCUUGCCGGGUGUGCAAGAUCCCAGCCAAGCACGAAAAGCAUCCAUCUCAGGUUCUGGCAGCGGGACUGAAUCGGAGUCCAGUGUGAGUUCUGGGGAUGACACUCCAAACUCUAAAAGACGCGAAUCUAGAGAAAGCAGGAAGAGCUCGGCUGGGACAUCUUCCCAGCCGGAGGGAGGUGCAGGAGGGGUUGAAGAUGACAAUGUGCCUCGUCAACAGAAAGGUGGUUCACCUGCUGCGUCUACACCCGUGCCAAGCAAAGAACCAAUUAUGCGUCAGGGGAGUUUUGGUUCGGGAUCAGGCUCAAUUUUGGGACAUAUUGCGUCUCAUGCGAAAGAGUUGGUGAAGGAAACAAAGAGACAAAGCAGCCAGGAAGGGCUGUUAUCACAAGUCGACAAGUUGAAAACUAAAACGAAGGAGAAACUCACUGAAGUGAAACACGGAUCUUUGGGAUCCUCUGGGGAUGAAUCUAGUUUCUUAUCCCCGCUAGAACACCUCACGAGCCAAGCCAAGAGGAAGGCUGGAGAGGCUGGAAAAUCGGUCCAGGCAUCUUUGAGCAAAACAUCUCUAGAUGAAUUUACUACGGCAGGAAAAAGUACGUGGGACGAUAUCACAAAAUCUGCCAAAAAAGGAUUACUCAAGUCCUUGGGAGAAUCUACAGAGUCCAAGGAACCACCAGAGCUGACAAGGAAACAAUCUUUGGAGAGGAGAGAUUCAACGUCUUCAACGUCUUCAAUUGCUUCUCGAAUGCUCGUACCACAAAUAAAAGGGGAUGUUGGACGAAAUACGAGUCGAGACUUUUUUGCAAAUAUGAGCACAGAGCUCAAUGGCUUGGCUACUCAGACUACAUCCAUGUUCUCUGACUUUUUUGGAGGUGGACAACCUGGGGGACAACCGCAGAGAAGCAGUAUAUCUGCAUGUCCCAGUCCCAAUCGAGCUGGAAGUCCGGCCCCCUCAUUGGCAGGAAGUACGAGCAGUUUACCCACGGCAGUUUUAAGCUCGAGUCAACGAGAAAGUACUGCAAAUCAGCACCAUGGCCCCUUUCCGACAGGAAGAAAAGGACUUGUGGAGCGUUCCUCUCUCAUCAGACACACCACAUCUCAUCUUCACCCUAAAAAACCAAAGACUGACUUUAAAAUGAUUCAAAAAUUAUCUGGAAGUCAGGCUGCAACAAAUAGCACAAGUGCAGAAAAUCAAGCGUUUAUGUAUGAGGUUGCCAAUCAAGUGCUCAACGGGGAAGGCGUCGGAUGGCUUAGAGUGGGCAGACUAAAGAAACUAUUUGAAGACGAAGGUUACCGUGUUGUGGCAGUGGCCAAGAUCAAUAAAACGCUUGACAGAAAAAUUGGACCAGACGAUCAUAUCGAUGAUGUUUGCGUAUCAAAACCUGUAUGGAAAGGAAUGAUCAAAUUACUUCAACUUCUAGUAGGGGGUUUGGAAUUUAGUUAUGCAAAUCGUGGAAUCGGUGGGAUGGCCUCUGCUUUCCAGAUCUUGGAAAUUGCCCACACGCACUACUGGACUAAAGACAUUGCGGACAUAGCUGCGGAAAGUGGUUCUCAUUAUUCACAAUACUUGGACCCCAACGUUCUAUCUCCAGGAGUUUUGUCUAUGCAAGGUUCUCCAAUUUCUUCAGAGCAGGCAUCCCCAGAACCAUCACGGAGACCAUCGGCACAAGUUGCUGAACCCAUGGAUCCCAAUAUUGAACAACAUCAUGGAGUUGGACCUGGGCCUAACACUACCGACGUCUUUCGAGAUAUUUUCCAGAGCAAGAAGCAGUCUUUAAUGUCACGCCUAAGUUCAUCCGAAUGUCAUAUUGAAGGUGUUCAACAUCCUGUAGCAACCGCUGGAAGUGGACCUCAACACUCUGGUAGUGUCGUGGUAAACCCAGUGAUGAACCCCUCGUGGUCACAAAUAGGUGCUGGCAGCCUAAGUAAGCCACGAUUGACAAGCCGACUUUCUCAAAUGUCGUUGAGAUCAACCGUGUCAGAUACGGAACUGGAGCAGGGCUCUGGUCGAGGUAAAAGGAGUCCUAGUGUUUGGUCGAGUAAAUCAGCACUAGCAGCUGGACUGCGGUAUCAUGCUGGUUCAUUGAUUCCAACCGGAAGUUCUCCCACCAGUCCUGAGAAUGGCCGCAUGUACUUAUUUGAAGGAUUAGUGCGAGAAAGAUCAAGUCUAUGGGAUCAGAUGCAAUUUUGGGAAGACGCUUUUCUUGAUGCUGUUGCUCAAGAACGGGAAAUGGUAGGAAUGGACCAAGGGCCGAGGGAGAUGAUGGAACGAUAUAAAUCUCUGAGUGACAGUGAAAAAAAGAGAUUGGAACACGAGGAAGACAGACUUUUAGCAACACAGCUCUACAAUCUCGUAUCAUUCAUGCUCAUGAUGGAUCUGAACAGAGUGGAACUGAAGCAAAAAGUAAGAAGGCUCUUGGGCAAAAGUCACAUGGGGCUUGUCUACAGCCAGGAAAUUAACCAGUUGCUAGAACAAGUGAACCACUUGAGAGGAAAUGCCGUUGAUUUGAAACCUGCUGGCUCAAGAUUGACACACCGACAAACAUUCGCAGUUCACGCCGGAGCAGAACCAAUUGGUGAUCUCCUCUUCAUGGAAGUCCGUGACGACGGUCUGGUUCUGAGGAAUGUUGCUGGAGCCAUCGUUGAACGAUGGUGGUGGGAGAGGUUGGUGAACAUGACGUACAGCCCGAAAACAAAAGUACUCUGCCUGUGGCGCCGAAAUGGAGGUCAAACCCAACUGCACAAGUACCACUCCCGAAAAUGUCGUCAGCUUUACCAAGCAAUUAAGGAAGCCAUGGAACGAGCCGCUGCCCGGGGAAAUUCCCCCCUCCCAGGCACCGACCUUGGUGGGGAGUUUCCCGUCGAAGACAUGAAAACUGGACAGGGUGGUCUUCUCCAAGUCUGCAUGGAGGGUGUCGGACUAUUAUUCGCCAACAGCAAGGAUUUCGAGUUCUUUGUUCGACUUGACCAUAUUCGGAAAUGUUUCACACAGAAGGGAGGAAUCUUUGUCCUUGAAGAAUUCAAUCCCAAGACCAGACAAGUGAUCCAGAGAAAGUACAAGUCCGCGUUGGCCGAGAAUAUUUGCUACUCUGUGCUGUGCGUGUUUUCCUACGUGGCGGCGGGUCACGAGCAGAAGAAAGUGAUUUCAUCCAAGGGAGGUGCUGUCACACCCACGUCGACAGUUUCUGCUCCAGCGAUGACCAUGUCGUCAGAAUCGUCCCCACUCCCGUCAUCUUCUGCUGGGGUUGAACAUUCAGUUUCACCACCGUAAUCCUUACACGGCAGGAUCAAUUCAAGUAAUUCAUUUUACAACAAAAUAUGUAUAUACGAGAAACACAUUUCACAAGAGAAAGUGUAUUUAGAGGAGAACAAUGUGCAUGGUAAUUGUCAAACUGAAAAAUCCACCUGAUAAAUCUGUCUAUACAUUUCAAAUUAAUAGUCUGGGAUUGAAAAAAAAUUAAGGUUUUAAAAUCCAAAAUUACAUUACACUAUAUCCUAAUUAUUUUGAUUGUCACAAACAGGUUUAGAAGUCUAAUGAUUUAAAUAAAUUUCCAAGUAAACACGAAAAUCUGGCAAGUCUUCACACGAAGAUUAUAUAUCAACUUAUUGAUAUCAAUAUUAAAUAGUACCGUACAAUCAUUACCUAGUACAAAAUGACAAAAUUGUUUGUGGUAAUCAGCAGCCUACUGGCUUUAGUAGUAGGAGAAGGGCGUCAAAAAUACACAAUUCAAUUACUUAUGAUAGAUGUGAAAUUCCUAAAAAUCUCAAUGUAUAAUGUAUGUAAGAAGAGAGAAUAUUGCAGCGAAUUAAUUUCUACUGUUGCUGUCGUUAUCUGAACAAGUGUGGUGGUGAGGGAAUGAGGUCUAUGUAAUAGUUAAAAAAUCAAUGAACAAACAAAAUCCACACAAUAUUGCCAAAGAUUUUGGAGAUUGAGUGGCGUAUGUAUUCAGCAGUUGUUAUUGGGCGAUAGAUUUAUAAUUCAUAUAUUUAUUCUCAGGGCAAGAAGAAAUAAAUAUGCAACCUGAGAUAUAAAUACCUGUUAUCUGAAGGUAAUUUAUAGGGCGUGACACACAUUUGGUGCGAACCGUUGUCCCGUUUUUAAUUAUACUUGGUAAUAAUUAAAGAACCAUAUACUGUCAUAUUGCACACAUACACCUUAUCUGCGACUAAAUAGUACCCGUAUACUGCUGCCUACUUAUGCAUAAACUAGCCGAAACCAACAGCAAGCAUACAUAAAUCUUGUUGAUUAUUUAACUUGAGUUGUGCAAACAAUAAACGAUAGCAAUAUUGAAUGAGUAAAAUAUCAGUUUUAGUAAACGACAUUUAUUUUAUUGCUAUAAUUAGCUAGAGAGAUGAUUAAUAUGGUACGUAAAUUACUACUAAAUACUAAUAAAAGGUACUACGACAACUAUUACUUAUUGUGACUUCAGUGGCAGUUGAGCAGUUAAUAAUUAGUUUUAAAGAUCAAAUAAUUAUAAAUAUGUCGUUAUGUAUGCGUUGUUGAUGUCGUUUUUAUGGUAUUGUAGUGAGUAGUUGAUAAAAUGCAAGGUUUUGUAAUAUUUUGGUUUAAAUACGUAUAUAUGUACUUGUUUCCGAGAAUUUUAUAUGUGUAUUACUUGCAAAAUAUAUACUAAUUGGAAGAGUUGUGUUUGACGGGUACAAUAUCAGAUGGGAUAAAACCAGUGAUGUAUGAAUAAUUAUUGUUAUGUCGCAUAUUGUUGGGAAGAUACAAAUAUUAGAAAAUUAAACUUACGGGUGCAAAUUAAAUCCACCUUAAUAAAGAGAAUGUUUAAAUAAAAAGA